AUGGCCACUGCUCUUUUCUACUCGGUGGAUGAGAAUAGAACUCUUUGUCUCUUCGAUGGCAUCCUUCACAGCCCUACUAUUCUCCUCCUCACUCCCCUAGCUUACGCUAUGCUAUUUAACAGCAAACGCGUCCUCGCCUUUCUUCUGCGAGACAAAACAGGUUCCAGUAUCCAGGCAUCUUGCUUCACCGCAGACUGCAUAGACCCCAAGGGUAUCUGGUUCCACUCCUAUCGCCUUCUAGAGUUCUCUACUCUCCUCGUCCGCCGACCCGACGCUCAGCUCUAUUCCAGACUACUCGAAGCUGCUGAUUCUCCUACACGCAUCAACUUUAACAUGGAACAGCGACUCAGUUGCACCAUUUACCGUCACAAACGCGUAGUUUCAAGAAGCACUACGAUGGUGGAUAACGCCUGGGAGGCGCUAUGGUGCAUCUGGCGAGAAUUCCGAAACCCUAUGACCAUGGUGGACUGCUCAUCAGAGCUCUUUAUCGCCGGUUGCGAUGCACGCAAACUAGCGGCGAGGGUGGAUUUUGAAAAAGUGAUGGCAGCCUGUAGGCAAACCAAGAACAGCAACACGCAUUUCAUCUAUUUCCUUCAGCUUCUUAUUUUCCAUGGAGUAGAUAUGCAGGUGAAGGAGGUAUUGGCAAAUUACGUGAACACGUUGUUGCAAUUGAGCUUGCGAGAGGGUUGCGAUAGCCGAGCUAGGAAGAGUCUGUUCAUUGCGGUGUUCAACCUGGCUGGCCAGACAUGGGAAGAAUUCAGAGAAGCAAUUGAGGAAAUGAGAGGAAUUCUGCGGAUGGACAGUCUAUCUCAUCACGAUCAGCAGUCAUUGCAAAUGUUCUGCGUGCGACGGCUUAGACAACUUCUGCCUGGGGCGGGAUUCUUUCGACACGUGUGGUUGAUGUCAAAACUUAACGAAUCUGCCAAACGGACGCUUAUGACGGGACUGAUCAAACACAAGAAAUUCGAGCCAAGCGCUACACCAACAGUGUGGAAGUUAAAACCAAAAGAAACCAAGUAUAAAAUGAAGGAAGAGAGGUCGAGUAAUGAGGAAGAAGAUAAAGAGGAGAAAGAGGAUAAAGAGGGAACCGAAACAGAGACGUCUACAACCGAGGAAGCUCGUAAAGGGGGCAUAAAAGAAGUAAAAGAAUUAGAGACGUGGAAAUCAGGAGAAUCAGACGAGAAAGUGCACGAGAAAAAAGAACCACAAACACAAUCGCUUUUCCCAUAA
Messenger RNA from Hydatigera taeniaeformis, 1230 nucleotides. Lineage: Eukaryota; Metazoa; Platyhelminthes; Cestoda; Cyclophyllidea; Taeniidae. The record is from the annotation of a GenBank genome assembly.